AUCCGAACCGAAGAGAGCCUCGGUCAGCUGAUUUCUGUAGGCUUUCGUUCAUAUCGCGGCCUACUGUAGUAUUUACCGCCUACCAAUCUUCAAACAUAAAUGGUGCUGGCUUUCUUGAUUCUCUCCUUUUCGGAGAAGGCAUCGGGCGUUAUCCACUCAACCGCCUACAGCCUGAACCGAGCGAGAACGUCCCACAGUGACGAGUCGAACACGGUCCGCAAUGAGCCCGACGAACUUGAAGAAGACUUCCAACGCGGCCCGAGCGAAAUGAAUGAAGAACACAAAGCCCAGAGCGACCUGUUCAAGCGAGUGCACCAGCACGUCGUCGAAGACAUGAAAUCGGCCUUGCACCACACCUCGAUCGCCGGCGCCGAGGCCUCCCUGCACCCUAUCGAAAAGAAAGGCGCGUUCUUUCUGAACGACGCCGACUCUCCAGAAAGCAUAGUAGUGUGGCAUUCGUUCGGAGACUGCUGCUUCGUGCUGAUGUGCGACAGCGACGAAAACGUCUCCCUGGGCGGCCAGAUAUUGAGACAGAUAAUCCACAGUAUCUCGUGCCACGUCGUGUUCGUGACGCCGUCCGAGCUGCUCGCGAAGGCUGGACUGGUGCACGCGAUCGUCAAGCUCUAUCUGCCUGCGGGGAAGCUUCUGUUUGUGAAUCAGAACGUUGUGAAGCAGUAUGAACAGUUGCUGCAGAGAGUGGCCGCGUGAAGGGGAGUUUUUAAGCAUCCGGUUUUAUUUGCCGAGUGACCACUUUAGCUAGGGGAACGUGACAACUCUGAUUAUUCAGGUGCUUUUAUUUUAUUUUUUAUUGUUUAUUGACACCCGACUUUUAAGCGAAAGCGCUGCUACUAAGACACGGACCAAAUACGUUGCCACAUGCUCAUUUGUAAUCGAUAUCAUGCCGAGAAAAUCGGAAGUCUUUCUGGACUUAUGUUAGCUUGAUAUUCUCUAAACUAUGUGUCUUUCUAGUGUAAAUUAUGUCAAAUCAACCAGUGUGUCUAUGACAAGCGCAGCUGCAGCCUGCAGCCCUACGUAUGUUAGAGACUAGGCAAUCACCUUUAGCUGAAACGAAAUGAUUACCUAAAACCGUGUCAGCUGUGCAACAACAAUGUCCAGAAUGCACUAAAUUUGUGAUGAGGUGUCCUGCUGAGUGGAAUAAACUUUCUCUGUGCACAACACGAGCUGCAGAUCUGAUAAGUUCAUGUCACGUGGGUGCUGGGUGCGACUCGCUGAUAUGUCACUUGUACCAAAGGGGUUCCAACAAAAUGAUGCAAGAGCGGUAUGCAACAGUAGAGACACUAUCAUACAUUCAAUAAUUGAGUAUGUUUAUAGCGUACUAAAGUGGUAGCCUCAGCCAACAAUGAAUAGCUGUUUCAUUUCUAAAAAAUCUUAGUAUAAACAAAAAUAAGUUAUUUAAUCUAAAUUCUCAUAUUUGUGACUGCACACUGCUCAGUCGUAGAUGCUCCAAGUGCUCUCACAUGCUGUCUUUCCCAUUUGUGUAUCUGUAGUGCACUGUCUUCCAUGCCCACAGCACUGAAAGGAAGAUGCACAAGAGACACUAACAACCAACAGUGUUGCAGUAACUGUUCAGUGACCAAACUAAAAUGAGACAUACCAUUCUCAGCUUCUACGAAUCUGAGAUAAAAGUUUCACUA
Messenger RNA from Ixodes scapularis (black-legged tick), 1655 nucleotides. RefSeq lists its product as uncharacterized. Gene Ontology annotation, cellular component: lysosome; late endosome; AP-type membrane coat adaptor complex. The record is from RefSeq and is a predicted model, not a curated record. NCBI's taxonomy places the organism in Eukaryota, Metazoa, Arthropoda, Arachnida, Ixodida, Ixodidae. Gene Ontology annotation, biological process: endosomal transport; double-strand break repair via homologous recombination. The coding region runs from base 100 to 708 and encodes 202 amino acids. The transcript has a single exon.